Molecule: messenger RNA, 2526 nt
Organism: Naegleria lovaniensis
Lineage: Eukaryota; Heterolobosea; Eutetramitea; Acrasida; Naegleriidae
Exons: 4
Coding region: 1-2526 (841 amino acids)
Biological process (GO): cilium assembly
Cellular component (GO): membrane; BBSome
Source: RefSeq, a predicted model, not a curated record
AUGUCCUUGUUCAGACUUCGGGAAUGGUGGAGUACAAAAUGUGGAGACUCUGAAGAGUUUGAAAAGGGAUCAUUAUGUAUUGGAAAUGUGGAUAAUGAAAGAGGUGAUUCCGGGACUUGUUUUUUGGACAAGAUUGUUGUUGGAAGUUUAUCGGGAAUGUUGAGAAUAUACAAACCUCAGAAGAAUAGCUAUUAUCCUACCGAUUUAUUGUUAGAAAAACAGUUGGAGGCCCCAAUUUUGCAAUUGGAAAUCGGAAAGUUUAUUCCAAAUUCGAGAGACAAUGCAUUGGGUGUGUUGAUGCCAAAAAAGUUUGCAGUGUAUACAAUCGUAAAACAAGCUUCAGAUUACUCAUCGGAACAACAAGAUAGCAAUGCAAUGGAGGGUUACGCAUUACAAUUAUAUUAUGAGCACGCUCUUCAACGAUUGUCUUACAAUUUUUGUUACGGACCCUUUGGAGGCGCUUAUGGAAAAGACUACAUUUGCAUUCAAUCUUUUGAUGGACAAUUAUCAUUCUUCGAACAAGAUCAUUUCACUUUUCAUAGAUUUCUCUCGACAAGUUUAAUACCUGGCCCGUUGACAUACAGUAGAUCAAUGGAUAGUUUUAUCACGUUCAAUUCUUCUAUGGAAGUAGAAGCAUACAAAUACCAAAUGUUAGCAGCUUCUUCUGGAUCUAAUCAAAAAGAAAAUUCAAAUGGAAAGAAAGUAAAAGCGACGUGGUCCGUGAAUGUCGGAGAAGAAGUUUAUGACAUUGUAGUUGGGAGAUACAGCCAAUAUUUAUCAGCAGGACAGAGUGAAAUCCUUGCUGUGGGAGAAAGGACCCUUUUUAGCAUUAAGGAAAAUGGUGAGCUUGCAUCACAAAUGAGGUUUGACUACUUUCCAAGUGCAGUGGAGCUAUACAAACCAGGAACUGAUCAGAAUGACAGGUAUAAUUUACUAAUUGGAACCCACAACAAAACAGUCAUGAUUUAUUCUGACCCAAAAUUAGCUUGGGCUGCAGGUAUGACUUCAACCCCUGUUGCGAUCCGAGUAGCUAAUAUUGGAGGAAUUAAAGGAGUAAUUGUGACACUAGACGAAGAAGGCAAUUUAGCAUUAAAUUAUUUGGGAACAGGUGCCAUAUCAAAUACAGUUCCCACUCUUGAAAACAAGGAUGUCGACUACGAACGACUGGAAGAAGAAACAAAACGAUUACAACAAAUUAUUCGAAGAACAAAACGAAACCAAAAAGACGAAUCAUCGGAAUCACUUAUCAUACGAGCUCAAAUUCCAAACACUGUUGACCCCGAAUCGUUUAAUACUGGAAAUGAGAACAAACGAGUAACCAUUCAAUUGUAUAUUGGCUACACUGGAAAUAAUUGUGUGCUUGAAAACAUUACGGUCAAUUUCCAUGUCGAAAAACCAUUUUAUGUAAUUUCGCCUACAACCUACAUUACCACUCUUAACGGAGGUAACCAAAGCACUCCUUUCGUUUUACCUGUAACUGUUUUUGGAGGAAGUGACUGCACACCAAAGAGCUUGGAGGCUAGUGUGACAGCUAUUUAUCACGAUCCAGUAACUGGCCAGCCGAAAAUAUCCAACUGCAAUUUCCUUCUUCCGUUUGGGCUCUGCGGAGAUGUCGUUCCUGCAAAGAAAAGCUCAACGCAUAAGAUUACUCUUGACACCAACAAAUCCCCAAUUCCAAUAGCAACCUUAUUUGAAGAUUUAAUACAAAAAGAUGAUACAGAGACGUCCAACUUAAUAAGUGAGAACAUUUUAACUAUGCAAUAUUCAAACGGAAAAGAUGCAACCAUCCUUGUUUCAAAGAAUGCUGGAAGGUACAGAAUUCAAUCGUCUUCAUUAGACGCAAUGUACAUUUUAGUCAAAGAGACACUACGAAGGCUCAAACAAUGCGCCACUGCUCUUCAAAUGGAGGAUAAACAACCAAUGAAAAUUGAAUUUACAGAAAAUAUGCCAUACUACCCUUACUUUGAUGUCAUUGAUGCUCAUUUCAAGAACAGAUUAGGACUUCACAUAUACUAUCAACAAUUAGACAAGCUUGCUGCUCAAUUCCGAGCUUUACAAAAGAGAUUAUUAGUUCGAUACAAAGACAAGAACCCAACUUCCAUUAACAGUUUAGAUAUACUUUUUGACAAGACUUAUCAAGAAAUUUUAGCUCUCACUAAAAAGAUAGAGAAAACCCAGCAAUCUCUGAAAGAAGCAUCUCAUGACCUUACUUGUUCGACGUUGUUGAUGCAUGUGCUUGUUACACUCAGCCAUUCUUUGGAUGACAAAGAGACAGAAGUUUUGGAAAAUCAUUGGCCCUCAUUUGUCAAUGACGAAUCUCCUGGCUGGGAGGAAACGGCUGAUUUUGGCUUGGGUCAAUUAUUGAACACCGUGCUAACCAAGAAUCCAAAGGAAAAAAGCUUUCAGACAGAGCUAGAGAUGCUCACAGACACGAGUCGCCUGAAAAAGAGAAUUGCCAACGUGGUUGAAAAACUGCAAUCGUACAAGUUGGUACCCGCCGAAGCCAAAGACGAGAAAAAAAAGUAG